This is a messenger RNA of Patiria miniata (bat star), 1139 nucleotides long. Its product is annotated as aqualysin-1-like. Lineage: Eukaryota; Metazoa; Echinodermata; Asteroidea; Valvatida; Asterinidae. Gene Ontology annotation, biological process: proteolysis. The transcript has 9 exons. Gene Ontology annotation, molecular function: serine-type endopeptidase activity. The record is from RefSeq and is a predicted model, not a curated record. The coding region runs from base 1 to 1137 and encodes 378 amino acids.
AUGGAGUAUCGCAAGAUGAUCAUUCUUCUCCUCUCUAUUGCCUAUGUGGCGGCAGCCGAUCUUGCCCCACUUCACACUCAUACCACAGAUGCGGUGGCAGGUCGCUUCAUAGUCGCUCUCAAGGCUGAAAGCCCAGAUGUUGAUACUUUCCUAGGCAGCUUGAUAACAAUGGAUGGCAUCACCAUGACGAGGACAUACCGCGAUGCAGCUCUUAAGGGCUUUGCUGCUGGCUUGACCGACGACGCUCUUCAGAUGUUACGGGAGCAGCCGGAAGUAGGUUACGUGGAGCAGGAUUCCAUCGUCCGUGCUGACUGGGUAGCAUCCUGGGGUCUGGACCGGGUAGAUCAGAGACAUCUCCCACUGGAUAAUAAGGCAUUCUUCCAAGGUAAUGGCGCGGGUGUGAAUGCUUACAUCAUCGACACGGGUAUCUUCCCCGACAACAGAUUCUUCUCCGACCGUGCGUACGUCGCCUACGAUAAUGUGGGUGACGGGAAAGAGGGAAUCGAUUGUAACGGACACGGUACCCACUGUGCUGGGACAAUAGGAGGUGAAGUAUUCGGUAUCGCCAGGGAGGCUUCUCUGCACGGCGUUCGGGUACUCGAUUGUGCUGGUAGCGGCUCCACGUCAAGCAUUCUUGACGGGAUGGAUUUUGUUGCUAAAAAUGCCAAGCACCCUGCUGUGGCAUCAAUAUCUCUGCGAUCUCCGCAAUCCGAAGCCAUGGAGGAGGCCGUCAGGAGAAUGAACGACGCGGAUGUGACUGUCUCAGUGUCGGCUGGUAACAGUGCCGGGGACGCGUGCAACCAGUCGCCUGCCAGUGCUAAGGAGGCGAUCACGGUGGGCGCCACCGACAUUGAGGACCAGAGGGCGUCCUUCUCCAAUUACGGGAAGUGCGUUGACCUGUUUGCUCCCGGCGUGGACAUCCCCAGUUUGUGGAUGGGUGAAGACUUCGCAGUCAACAUCAUCAGUGGAACCUCCAUGUCCUGUCCACACGUCAGUGGAGCUGCAGUGAUAGCCCGCGGCAAUGAUCCAAGCCUGAAAGCGGCUGAAGUGAAGGCGAAGAUUCUGAAGGACGCCACACCCGAUGUAGUCAAGAAUCCUGGCCCAGAUUCUCCCAAUCUCAUGCUGUACAUCCCGUAGUC